Messenger RNA from Durusdinium trenchii, 1318 nucleotides. NCBI's taxonomy places the organism in Eukaryota, Dinophyceae, Suessiales, Symbiodiniaceae. The record is from the annotation of a GenBank genome assembly.
AUGGGAGAGCAUGCCUUCAGUCAAUCAUGGGAGUCAAAAAAUACGGGCCGCCCUUUAUUUGCGUAGCCAAUUAUUGUGCAGAAGAUAGACCAUACCUGUCAUAACACCACUUGCCCGCAUCUUGGAGAGGCUUUGAAGAUGAUGGUGACACAUGGACCAUCAUGGAGUAUCAACUCGGUGGAGAGACGCAGAUUGCGAAUUAUUAACAUGAGUCUUUUCGCUGGCUUCAUGUACAUACGCGGUAAUAUGAAGUUGAGCCAGGAUUUGACUCGAAUCGCCGUAGGGAAUAAUUUCAGAGGCAAUGCGAUCGCCGGCUUACUGCAGCAGCCCAGCUUGAUCUGGAUCUUCAAUUUCGGAUCUGCCGAAACCAUUCAAUUGCGUACGAUGACUCGUACGGAUGCUAGUAGCAAAUGUUCAUCAGCACCUUUCCACAAAAAAAAUUAGUACCUCCAAAGCCCCAUUUUUAGCACAGCACCUAUACCCUGGCUUUGUGGCCCUGAGCAGUCCCUGCAUCGAUGUUUUCGUUUGUUUCUGAAACAAGCGAGGACCGCGACGUGGCGCGGCAGCAUGCGCGGCUGGAUGACUUGGAGCACGAGCGGCGGGAAGGGCAGUUGUUGGAAGAGGUGCUCCAAGACAAGGUGAAGCGCAUCGAAGACUUGGAGGCGAAGGUCAGCAGUAGCGCCCAAAGUCUCCUGGCGCUGCAAGAUGACCUUGCAGCCUCUCGAAGAGCACAAGACGCACUUGACCAGGAGCGUCGACUGAAGCUGCUGGAGACUUGGAGGCAGGAAGAGGUGCAACAAGUCUUCAGCCGCUACGACCAGAAGAUCGAGUCGCUGACCCACAGAGUGGCGACGGAGGAGCUUCAGAAGAUCUUCCAGCCGUUGACGACAGAGGCAAAGCAGCUAACUGAGCAGGUGACCAUGCGGGUUGCAAAUCUGGAGGAGCAAGUGACGCAAAGCCAGGCCGGGCGCGGAAAGCGCCGGGUACGUUUACCUGGUGGACGGUGGAAGCAAUUUGAGUCAGAACACAAGUGAACAUAGGUGCGCUUGCAACGGUUUCAUUGAAACAAGCAUGGGAGAGAGAGAGAGAGGGAGCUGUGGACUCCUUAAAGACUCCUCAACAAUCCAUGUUCCAAGUUCUAACUGCUUGAUCAAAACCGAUCAUAGCGACGACCUGCUUGAGCAAUAGGGCAAAGCCACACUUAUGCAAACAGUGUGAUGAACUCUAGAAGAAACGAACAUUCUGAUUCUGCGCACUAUGACAUGACUCGCGUCUCCACAGCCAUAUGGCUUGUACUCGGACACUCGCGUGAAUCAAC